This is a messenger RNA of Neltuma alba, 618 nucleotides long. RefSeq names its product TMV resistance protein N-like. NCBI's taxonomy places the organism in Eukaryota, Viridiplantae, Streptophyta, Magnoliopsida, Fabales, Fabaceae. The record is from RefSeq and is a predicted model, not a curated record. Gene Ontology annotation, biological process: signal transduction. The transcript has a single exon. The coding region runs from base 1 to 495 and encodes 164 amino acids.
AUGUUUCCCAUAGCUUCCCCAUCAUCUUCUUCUUCCAAGAAAUAUGAUGUGUUUCUGAGUUUCAGAGGAGAGGACACUCGCAGAUCCUUCACCAGCCAUCUCCAUAAUGCCUUGUGCUGCAAAAAUAUUGAGACAUACAUUGAUAAUGAGCUCCCAAAAGGCGAUGGCAUCUCUCAAUCACUCAUGGAAGCAAUUAAGGAUUCAUCCAUCUCUGUGGUGGUCUUCUCUGAAAACUACGCCUCCUCCAAAUGGUGUUUAGAUGAGCUCCUUCAGAUCCUUUGCUGCAAACAACAGCAGAGACAGACUGUUGUUCCUAUCUUCUACGAAAUCGACCCAUCUCAUGUGCGCAAUCAGAAAGGAACUUAUAAGAAAGCAUUCACAGAGCAUUUGGAGAAAAACCAAGAGAAGGUGGAGGAGUGGAGACAAGCACUUUUUGAGAUUGCAAGUCUAGCAGGAUGGGACUCCCGCAACUACAGGUCACUUUUCAUUCUCUAAUAAGUCUCAAUCUUUGAAUCACAGCUGCAUUAGCAAUUAUGACUUGAGAGUUUCAUGCUUUUAUUAUUUCCUUUGAUUGAUCUUCGUCAUCGUAGAAAUUGCUUUUUCCUGGCAAGUAAUUAA